This is a messenger RNA of Pelobates cultripes (western spadefoot toad), 3059 nucleotides long. The record is from the annotation of a GenBank genome assembly. Lineage: Eukaryota; Metazoa; Chordata; Amphibia; Anura; Pelobatidae.
CUGUGCCUUCCUGUUUGUGGCUGGGGUUGGCCAGCUAGCUUCACUUUGUGCUGCUGUUGUCUGCACUUCCAACUUGGGCUCUGCGGAAUGCCUCUCGCUGUGGGACUCAGGAAGCUGUGAGUCUGAUGAACUGUCACAGAUCUCCUGCCAGAUCACAUCAGAUCUGAACUUGGACACACAAGGACAAUGAGUAAAGGCCAGGACGCCUGCAGACCAGUCUCUUUAAAUUUCACCAUCGAUAGCAUCUUGAAGUUAAACCCCAGAAGACCAGAUGUCACCAAGCCUCACAGAGGCUUCAUCGAGAGGUCCAUAGCAGACAGCAGGGAGGUGGACAGACAGAAAGUGGAGGUAGACGAUGAAGAUGAUGCUGGGGAAGAAAAUAAAAACCGAUUUUUUUUCCAAGCACACGGUAAGGGGCAUAAAGGAGAUGUAUCGCGGUUUAUUCUUGUCUGGUCUAAUCAUGUCCUCAUAUCUAUCGGCUGUACGGGUUUGUGAGCUGCCAAUGAACCGCGCGUUAGAACGUUUGUCAUUGUAAGCAGGAGUGUGAGAAUGGGGGGACAUGGGGUUGGUGGAACGUUGUGUAUCUCCCACCGUUCUGUUAGAAAGCUCACCCCAUGUGUGACCCAGUGACUCCACUGAUUGAUUUCAAAUCCUCCCAAAUGUCCCCUAAAACACAGAUCUAUUAUAACAGGCAUGUGGAUGGGGGUACUGGGAGUGACUGCUAACCCCUGGUACAGCCAGAUACAGAGCGCUGCUGCACAGGGGGAAAUAAUGUGAUGAUGUAAUAAACACAAGGGUUAAAAGAUGCCAAACACAUGUCAGUGCUGUGUGUGACUGUAAAACAUGGCACAGGUAGAAUAAUACUGACCAAUUCCAGAAAUCAGAUCAUGUCAUGCAUGUAAUAUGUAGCAUUUUAAAAUGUUUUCACUGAUACUAAAAUUAUCAUGGUACCUUCUAAAAGGUGCCCCAGCCAAGCGUUGAUACCUACUAUAUUACUGUAUUGUUUACUGUUAAACAUUUUGUACGUUUUAGUCUAUUGUUAUUAUUAUUGUUAUUAUUAUUAACGUAUUUAUAAAGCGCCAGCAUAUUACACAGUGCAAAACAAUGGGUGGACGAGACACGUAAUAAAUUCGACAAGACAGUCGAAUUUUCUGUAUCUAUCUUUCCAUGAAAAAGUGUGUCUUAAUUAAUUUUCAUAUUGUGUGUGUAUUUAUAUGUAUACACACGCACACAUACAUAUAUACAUAUUUGAUAGAUAUACACACAGAUAUCUGUGUGUGUGUGUGUGUGUGUGUAUAUAUGUACAUACACAAAAACUCACACACAUAUAUCUCAUAUAUAUGUGUGUUUAUCGAUUAAAGGCACUUUAGAGUCCAUGCUUGCUGUUGCUUUGUGUAAUAAUGCGUGUUAUUACUGGUAAUUAUCACAAUACAGGUAAUUGCUCAGGCAAUUACAUUCUAAUUAAUUAACACUUCAUAAUCAUUAACAAUGAGUCACUGAGAUCAGCGAAUCAGUGCAUCUUAUUAGACCUGAUAGAACACAUUGUCUGGGAGUUUAUCAAUCAUUUAUUUCCAAGAAUCAGACUCCAUGAUGUCUAUUAUAUGGUUUAUUUUUGUAAUCUAUAUUGUUUAUGUUAUUUCUAAUGCUGUAAACAAUAAGUAUUGGUAACAAACAUAGUAGCAAUGUUUAAAGUGCAAUUCUAGAGUGAAGCUCAUUAGCAGAGAUGGGUUUUCCCUUUUAUUUUUCCCUAGGUGGUCCAUGCUUAUCUGAAUUUAAUAUUGAUUAUUUAUUUCCCACCCCAUGCAGGUCCUAGAACUUGCCUCCUUGCUGCCUCCCAAAGCCUUACCUACAGCACUGAGCAGGUAACAAGGCACAGAGACUUGCCUUGCAGGGCUGAGAGCCCAGACAGCCUAGAUGAUAGACCCUCUCCAUGCCCAGACAAAACCACCAAGAAAAGCAAGCUUCUGGUCAAGAAGAAGACACGAACCAUCUUCUCCAAGAGUCAGAUCUUCCAACUGGAGUCCACCUUUGACAUGAAACGUUACCUUAGCAGUGCUGAGAGGGCCUGCCUAGCCAGUUCUUUACAACUCACAGAGACUCAGGUGAAAAUUUGGUUUCAAAACAGAAGGAAUAAGCUGAAGAGACAGAUGUCAGCUGAACUGGAGGGUCCAACAGUUGGGGACCAUGCUGGGGACAUCUCAGAGGCUGUUGCCCUUCCAGUAAUUUACAAAGACAAUUCCUAUCUAAACAGAUGCAUAUUACCCAUGUCAUUUCCUUUGAUUUACCCUUCAAGCACAAUUCCCUAUCUGUGCUUUCCAAAUCCUGGCAAAUACUACAGCCUUGCAGAUGGGGAUGUAUAGAGCCAAUUAAACCCUAUUAUUAGCAUUAUUAACAUUCAGUAGAUCUGCCUCAUUGUGAUAUAAUCCUGUCUGUGCAAACUAUAGCACUGCAGUGUAUUGCUGAUUCAACUGACUGCCAGGAUUACAUAUUAUCUCUCUUGCUAAUGUUGCUGUUGUAAAUAGCAUGUACACAUAUUUUUGUAUUCUUUGUAUGACUGUUUAUUUUUACAUAUCUAAUUUAAAUACGUCCUAUGCAAGCAUACUUUGAAAAAUAAAUAAAUAAAAGGGAUAAUUCUCCUGUUUGAUAGUUGCACUUUUUAGCAUUUAUAUCAGCCUCAGCGCUUCUUAAACAGCUUUUUGUUAAACUGAUAGAUAUUUUCUACAAAAACACAGCUUAAAUCCAAUAUUUACUAAUAUUAUAAAUGAUCCAAAAAAAUAGAGACAUUUUUCACUAUUUUUAUAUAUUCAUUUUCUUCCCAUAAUAAACUAUGUAGAUUUUUUUUUUUUUUUUUUUUAGUCUAAGAGAAAAUGCGGUGUGUUUGCCAAUUUCGUUUAGUAAUUUAUUACAUUAACCAACAUGGUAAUAUCAUUUUUGUGGAUAUUGUUUCCAAGAACCAAAGAUAACAAUUGUCCUGAUUUUUAUUUUUAUUGGUUUGAUGUGAAAAAGAUUGAUUUAAAAAAAUCACAAGGAGAUUUAGUGAUUAUACUCUCUUCACACAG